Molecule: messenger RNA, 2251 nt
Organism: Schistosoma mattheei
Lineage: Eukaryota; Metazoa; Platyhelminthes; Trematoda; Strigeidida; Schistosomatidae
Source: the annotation of a GenBank genome assembly
GUUCAAGGUCGUUGAAAUAACGGCGGGCGACUUUGAAAGGAUCUGACGUUUUUACUCUGACAUCCACUGACUAGUGUAUUUCAACUCAAACGUUCAUCUAACUUGCUGGCCAGAUACAUAUAAAUCAUACUGAACCGGUUAUCACCAUCACACUACUCCUGCAAAUGAAAUUUUUAGUCUACAUACUUGUCUACUUGUUUCAGUAUAUUUCUCGAUUAGUAACAGGGAAAUGUGAACUAAGUCGCAUAAUUGCUGAUUGUCCGAAAGGAGCGCCCAGAACUGUCAGAAUAGAAAACUCGCUGAGAAAUUCAAAAAACAAAUCUAUUCAAAAUGGAUUGCUUUUGGGAAAAUGUACAGAUGCUAAGUCACAUGUGCAGUUUGUCAUUAGUGCUAAGCGUAUCGAUCUAAAAGAUCAACCAAAUUUUCCUACCGAUUAUUUGUACUGCAUCAGUCAAAUCAACUCUUAUCGGGAACUGAUAAGUACAUUGGAUGCCUUGAAGUGUACUGCGUUUAAUUCAGAUGAUCACUAUCACUCCGAAUUACUUUCAAGGUUAUGGAUUUGUCUUGAUUCUCAAAACGAAUUGUCAUCCCAUAAUGGAGAGAAGUGGACUCUUCUUGGAUUUCAGACGGAGAACCCCGAGACGGAUUUCCGCGGAAUGGGUAUACUGUCUCUUGAAAAUCUUGUGUACUUCGCAGAAUCACACACAAAAUUAGCGCGAAGUAUGUUAUCGGCAUCACAUCAUCCUAACAAAUGGUAUCCAUUUGCUGUAACUGGUAUCCACUUGACGAAGUUGUCGUACAACUUAAUGCUGAAGGGUUAUCUAAAAUAUCAAUUCUAUAAUAUGUCUUCAUCAGCCAGCAUCCAAGACUUCAACGAGUUUUACUGCUAUACAUUUUAUUCUUUCCACAAAUUUUGGACGAAACACCCUCGUGAUAUAAUGCAAUUCAACAAAUAUUGUGACGAUUUCGCGAAUAAAUUGAAAUGUCUUUUAUUGGAUGUAAACUGUAGAUUAUGUUUACCGGAAGAUAAAAUUUAAAUGGUUCAUGCAUAGCUAUUUUCCCGGCAUUAGUAAGUAAACCACAAGUUAUAUGGGAACUACAUGUAAUUAAUGUGGUGCUAACUAUGGUUAAUUGUACCACAAUAUUUGUAAUAUUCACAAGCGUGAUAUAUGCUAUUUUCUUUUCAAUAUUUUAGUAUAAUGAUACUUUGCAAUCCUUUAAAAUGUGAAAUCGACGAAAUGAAAUCCGUAUUUAUUCUGCUCCCAUUUCCGUUCCUGUUUUAUUCGAAGGCAUAAUGAAAUCCGGUUAUCCGAAAGCUUACAGUUACAUCUGUUAAGUAUUGUCUUUCUUCCUUCAAUAGCUAAUAUUUUAUGUUUAUAUCUGUGUCAUGUUGAUAAAGGACAUUUUAUUUUGUAACUUUUAUAAGUUGUUUUAAAUGCUUAAAACAGAGUUGCUACCGGUUUUCGACUAAUAAAUAUAAGUGAACAAGAAGCUACAUAAUUAGGAAUCACAGUCCACUCAGUCUAGAAGACUGAUUGGCUAUUUAAGCUUUCACUGACCACAGCUCCGAUGUUGAAAAAAGCGAGUUUUAUAGAAGGUCCCUAGUGUAGUUUUUAAUUACAUUCUAUCACAAAUAGUAAGAUAGUUCACCCCAAAUGGAAUUUAAAAAUUUUCGUUUUAACCUUAAAUAAACUAUUUUCAUACGUUUAUUUCUCAAUUGUAAAUCUCUUCCAUCUUCCGUAUUGGACAAUAUAAUCAUUUAACUUGCGUAGAGUAUGUUUUCAGUAAUUUACCAAAACUGUAGUGUAUUCAUUUAAAAACAAGAAAGGUUGGUUCAACGGAAAGUUCUCUUUUUAGCAAAUCCAUUUUUGAAGAUGUACAAUCGCUGAACCAAUUUUUCUUGCUUCUAAGCAUUGAUAGAUGUACUUUAUUUAUUCAAAAACUAGACAACGUAAAACAAAUAUGUAGAGAAACCAAAAAUAAAUCUGUUUACCAUCAUCACCACCAGUGUCGUGACCCCGAAGUUUAUCCAUGAAACUAUUUAGCUGACGAAUGACAACGUCUAUCUCUUCAGUGCUUUCAGACAUGCGUAGUGCUUGGCAGAAAUACUCACUCGUAUAGGCACUCUCUGAUGCCUAUUUAGAAAAAAAAGAAAGCAAAGCAUAAAAUGUAGAUAUUAUGGGAUCAGACGUACAAAACUUGACAGAUGAAACACGAUUUUCUUACUAGUUAGGACAGCAAAAAGCCUUCC